This is a messenger RNA of Mercenaria mercenaria, 5268 nucleotides long. RefSeq names its product protein draper-like. NCBI's taxonomy places the organism in Eukaryota, Metazoa, Mollusca, Bivalvia, Venerida, Veneridae. The record is from RefSeq and is a predicted model, not a curated record. Gene Ontology annotation, molecular function: scavenger receptor activity. The coding region runs from base 54 to 1877 and encodes 607 amino acids. The transcript is spliced from 9 exons.
CACAACUUUAGACCUAAACGAUCGUAAACUUCCAUGACUGUGAUUGUGAUCAAAUGAUUUAUAUGUACGCUUUAAAAAUGAAUUGGAUUUUGAAAACGAUUUUAACAGUGUGGAUUUAUCAACGGAUAUUUCUGGAAGAAUUCAUGGUAUAUGGAGAUGGUAUUGAAAUUGCGGAAUGUAAAAUCAACUGCGCAUGUUGUAAAGAUCAAGACUGUGGGCCAGGUAACAUCUUGUCAGAAGGUACGUGUUACAAAGGCUGCAUUGAUGGGUACUAUGGUGUUCGGUGCUAUCAAAAAUGCACUUAUAACUGCACAAAAUGUGAUCCUGUUGACACAUGUACUUCCUGCUACGAUGGAUAUUACCCCGGUGCAAAUAAGGACUGCACAGAAAAAUGUCCCACUGGUUGUAAAUCAUGUAGAUCAAGUAAGCAUUGCACAGAAUGCAAGGAAGACUUUUACAACGCAAAUGGAUCAACAGACUGUCAAUUUCGUAGUUGUCCGUUACACUGUCAAUGUGAGCAGGGUAAGUGUGUGUCAUGUGAACCUGGUUACUAUGAUGCAAGUUCAGAAUGCACCAAGAAAUGUCCGUCAAAUUGUGUCACGUGUUCAUCAAGGGAUACCUGUGAAGUGUGUAAAGACGGAAAUUACAAUGGCCACGAAUUUGACAACAACAAUAAUGUACUUUUGAAUAACUGUACACACGGAUGCCGAACAAAUUGCACCAGCUGUUCAUCUUUUGAUGAAUGCCUACAAUGUGAGUCUGGUAAAUAUGGCAUAAUUUGCAAAAACGAAUGCUCAGCCGGGUGUAAAAGCAGGGUUUGCCUGAAGGAAAAUGGCAAAUGUGAAGACUGCUUGAAAGGAAAAUAUGGAGAAACAUGUAGCCAUCCAUGUCCCUACAAUUGUAAUGAUAAUAAAUGUGACAAAGAAUCUGGAUAUUGUUUGGCAUGCAGUGGAAACUAUGACGGAAACGAAUGUAACCACUGUAAAGCAGGAUUUUUUGGGCAGUCAUGUAAUGAAAAUUGCUCUAGUCAAUGUUUGAAUUCUACUUGUGAUAGAGCUACAGGACAGUGUGAUUUGGGUUGUAAAAGUAAUUAUUCUGGAGAUAGAUGCUGUGUAAAGAAUGCUAAUUGUCUUAAUUGUUCGUCAAACACUGAAUGCAGCAAUUGUAAACCGGGAUAUUUUAGCGAGGGGUGUAACAAAUCAUGUUCUCCAAAUUGUGCAGAUACCUGUGAAAUAAGUGAAGGCUUUUGUGCGUCUUGUAAAGUUGACUUUCAUGGUCUGUUUUGCAAUUUACAUUGUCCAAAAUCUUGUAAAGCACCACAAUACAACAUCAGUAGAUGUGAGCAGAAAAAUGGAAACUGUUCCUAUGGGUGUCUUAGUGGUCGUUUUGGUCUAAAAUGUAGCAGGACGUGCUACAGCGGUUGUAUUGAUAAUAUAUGCAUGCAAGAUACGGGAAUAUGCAAAAGAGGAUGUGAGAAACCAUUUAAAGAUCCUGCGUGCUAUUUAACGUCAGAAAGUCAGAAAUCAGAGGACAAAUGCCAGACAGUUAUUAUAGUAAUGGGUGUUAUCAUAGCACUUCUAGUUGUGCUGGUCAUUAGUUUGAUUGCGUCUAAAAUUGUCGUCUGGAAAAGACAAUAUACACAAAGAAACAGUAAAGACGCAAGAGUAGCUUUCGAACAUGCGACCUCAUAUGCAAAUAUUGAACAGAAGGGAGGAAACGAAGAUAUGUCCACUAGGAAAGAUCAUGUUUACUAUAAUACAAAGGAUGGCCAUCAUGAUUCCUUAACUGCGGGUAGUUCACAGCAAAGUGAAUAUGAGAAAGUGAAUUCAGUAGAAGUUUCAGAACACGAAUAUGAACAUAUAUCGUCUGCUGUUUGAUCACCAAAUAACACAAGCUAGAAAACAUGGAGAGGACCAAAACGACUGAUGUACAAUUAUAAAUGAUACGCCUGGCCAAUAAUGUACUAUAAAUGAUAACAGAGUAUAUUCUGGAUUUACAAUAAAUGUAUAUGUACUUUAUCCAGUGUAUGUGUAUAUUAAAUGAAGUAUUUAGUUACAAUUCUAUUCAUUACUGAUUUUAAUUAUAGUGUAGUACAAUAUAUUUGUUUUUAAAGUGUUUCAUGUUGUUAUAUUUGAUGAGUAAUAACAUAAUUACAUUAUGCAAAUAAGUUAACAACUAACUUCCAGAUCUUUGUCAAAAUUUUACUUUAUGGGUAUAUGUCUCAUUAUCUUUCGCAUACACUUAUGCUGUCUUAAUAAGGAUACCGUUGAUAGGCAAAAAUAACCUUUACAAAAGAAACAUGGUUUUAUUUAAAACGACCGCCUUAGCUGAUAAUAAUGGUAAACCAUCUUAAUAUUAAUAUGAUUGACAUUUGUUAUUUUUAUACACAUAUCAGAAACAUCAAGCAUGCUAUUUGUCGUCCCUAAACAAAUCCAAACAACAGAACAGAUCAAACUGUUACAUGAGCUUUUUUAUCGAAAAGUGACGUAUCUGAUUUCUUAUUAUGUGCAAAUUAUUUUCUAGUCAACUUAAUGAGAAUAAUAAGAAUAAUAGUAAUAGUAAUUUUACAUACACUAGAGAUAUGACCUGUUUUUGCAAAACCUAGGCAUGAAGUUUGAAAGCUUUGAAAUGCAGGCAAAUAUCCAUAUAUUUCCCAACAAUAGAUAUGUUCACUAUAUUUUAACCAGAAGUGUAUUGUUAUGAUUAUUUAAUAUUUUCAUAUAAAAGAAAUUUUAAGAUCAAGGAAUUAUAACUCUUCUUCGACAUGUAGAAUAUACACCUCAAAGGGACAAAUUGGAUAUUUUCUAUAUGUGUUUAUUUUAUUUUACAUUCAACAGUGGUAUGGAUUGUUAAACCAUGAUCCAUUACUAGUAUACUGUUCACUAAAAUAUAGAACAUCUUAUCAGUCUGAUCACCUACAAAUACAUGCUCUAAUUAAGCUCUGACCGAGACACGAACCCAGGACCUCUCACACCUAAGGCAGACACGCUACCACUUUGCUAUAACAGCAGUAUGUAUAGCUAGACAUUGUAAGUGGUGUACCGUUAUUCUCUACCCGACUACAUUACGUUAACUGGAAACAUGUUGUGUAUAACAUAUUUGAAGAUUGGCAGUCACAUUGUUAGCUAACGGCAAUUUUCGUGUAAAGACAAAAUAUAAUCUAAUUUUACCAACAUUUUUAAUUGGUAAAAACUGUCCAAGUGUUUUAGAGUAUGAACUUACUAACUGCCCCAGUGAAAUAUAACUUACACCGAUUCUUCUGUAUUUGACCUUUUAGCAGCAGGCGAAUGGCAAAGACAGCGAGCUUAGUGCAAAUUUACGCAAUAAUUUUACAAGUUUCGAGAGGAUUUCAAUCGAUAGGAAAUUACAGACCUUUCUGCAUCACACGAAGUCUUUAGCAUUCGCUGUCAAUCAGUUGUAUGGCUAAGAUCGACUGUCAUUCAUACAUUCAUUCAUUCAUUCAUUCCAAUGAUUCGUAGACACAGAGUCCAUUGUUUACAGUUAAACUCGUUACCAGUGCACUUAUUAAAACCAUUAUAUUUACAAAAAUCAAAGUACGUUAAGAACUCUUGUACGUCUCUACAUACACUACAGAAAGUCAAUUUCACUUAUUUUGACAUCAUAAUAAUCAUGAUAACCAUAGUGGGAGACAAUCCUUGAAAGCAUUUGAAAAUCAUGAUGAGAAAAUUAGCAAAACAAUAAGCAAAGGGGCUUUUCUGUAAGGAAAAAAUUGUAUUCAAUUUUGUGUCAAAGAUAUUUUUUCGUCCAGCAUGGUUAUAAUAGCUUGGUUAGCAAUAGAAUACCAUAGGAUAGCUAUGAUAGAAAAGGGUCUAUUCUGCUGUACAGUAGAGUAAUUAUUGUUGACAGUUGUCCAACUGCUCAAAUUGGGAUGGAAGUUUGUAUGUUUACAAUUAUCAAACAGAACAUAAGAAGUAAUAUUCAAUCGUGCGUCAUAUUUCGUCUUUUUUGUAAUUAUAUAUAAAUACGACCUGUCUUUGAAGUGCUGAAUAUAGAAUGUGAUCAUCUAAAUAUGUUACUUUGCGUUUUAGUAUAAGGGAUAUACGAGGGAUGUUCUAUUAAAUCGUAUACAGUUGGAAUAACAAGAAAUUUGUGGAGAUCGAUUCAGGAGGAUUCCACAGUCAUUUAACACGGCAUUAAGAAUCGUAGCCCAUAUGUAGCGCAAUGUGCAUCUCUUCUCAAAAUACUCCCCUGCAUGUUUUCAAUGGUAAAGGAAUCCAUCGUAAAUAGCACUCGACGUUCGGUAAUCGUUGGAAUAUUUAAUAAAGUAAACUGUCGCUCUAUAGUUGUACAGUUGCAGCAUUACGUAAUUUGAGAUACGUUACGCAUGUUGUUCGACGUCUUGUAUGUUGCUAUUAUCACCGCUUUUACGUCGUCCUAGGGGUUCCCGUAGAAAAACUGCGAUGCCACUUAAUAAAGUAGUGUCUGCGAAACAUAAUAAUACCUCUCAACACGUUUCAACGUCUUCAAAUUUAAAGCAUAUGAGGGAGUUAUUUCGUUUUCUAUAUACUAUUUUAGAUUUUAGUGACUUUCCGUUGCGUCGCGGUAUCUUCCGACAUCGCCAUUUUACAUUAUGUGUUUGAUAACUUGCAUCAAUGAAAGGAAUACUGUUCGACAACUUAUGUUGUCGCUUUUUGAAAUUUUGGCAGCGUAACGUCAAAAUAAUUUAUGAUGACGCAGAUAUGAACGUUAAGCAGAAGUGAUAUGACAACAUGCUUCGCUAUAACAGUUUGAAGGCAGAUCACCAAUACUAUAUCGUUGUGCCUUAUAGCUUCUACCUCUCACACGUAUAAAAACAACAACAACAAAAAAACAUAUAAUUUUUUUUUAAAAGUUACUUUUAUAAAAAAUAUAUAUAUAGUUUCUUGGAAUUCGAUAAGAUAUACGUGUGUGUAAUAUAACUGUAAUCAGACGUCAAUAGAAAUGAUUUAUUCAAGUGUGUUCGAUUUACUGAGAAAAUCCUCAUAUAGCAUGUAAAUUUUUGGAAUAUUGAUUUGUUCCGUUGUGAAAGGUGUUGUUCUUUGUAUUACAAGUGUUUCGUGCAGAAUUGUUAUUUUGUACACUACCUGCUUCAGUUAUGUGUUUAACCUGUGAGAAUUACCGAAUAUGUAUAUUAGAUUUAUAAUUAUGAUACAUUCAUUCAUUUUGCUUGCAUGUUUACAUAUGUUUGUUUUGAUUGUAUCAUUUAUUCAUAAUAUUGUCUGACAUUGUACUAGUCCCCAAUGAUAACGUGACUCCCGCCAAAACGCG